AUGGCCCAAAAAAUCAACUCCCAUCCCUUCACUCUCUUUCUCCUUCCUCCACCUCACCCCCUACCCCACUUCAAAACCGCGGAAUUAAAGUUGGAAAUGGAGAAUAACCAGCAAUCAUUUUAUCAGUUCAGUGAUCAGCUGAGGAUACAGGCAUCAAAUUUAGCCAACCUGUCACUCAACGAUUCAAUAUGGAGCAAUUCUUAUGGGUCGAAGAGACCAGAUGAAAGGAAGAAUUUCGAUAUCAGAGUUGGUGGUGAAGUUAACAAUUUGAAGCAGAAAGGGUCUGAUUUGAAUAGUUUCAAUGAUGGAUGGAAUCCUAUUAGUGAUUUUAAGCGAAAGGGUUCUGAUUUGAAUCUUUUCAACGAUGGAUGGAACUCAGUUAAUGAUCUGAAGCCCAAAGGGCCUAACUUCAAUCUACUCAAUGAAGGGUGGAAUCCUGCCAAUGAUUUGAAGCCAAAAGGAUCUAACUUGAAUGCGUUCAAUGAUGGAUACAAUCUGAAGCCAAAGGGAUCUGAUUUGAAUGCGUUCAAUGAUGGAUACAAUCUGAAGCCAAAAGGAUCUGAUUUGAAUGCGUUCAAUGAUGGAUGGAAGAUGGGGUCUAGUACUAACAAUUAUGGGGUUGGUCCAAUCGGACCUAUUGGUCAAGUUUUUGGUGGAUCUCAAAAAAUAUUGGGAUCAAUGGAGGGUAACAAGAACAAAGGAGAUGAUGAUUUGGGAAGCAAGAGUGGCAAAAAGAAUAGCAACAAGAAGAGUAAUGAUAAUAAUGAUAGUAAGAGUGCUUCUGAUAAGAGGUUUAAGACGCUACCACCGUCUGAGUCUUUGCCUAGGUAUGAAACAAUUGGUGGAUAUAUCUUUGUCUGCAACAAUGAUACCAUGGCAGAGAAUCUCAAGAGAGAGCUGUUUGGUUUGCCUCCUCGAUACCGCGAUUCAGUGAGGCAGAUCACGCCAGGAUUGCCUCUUUUCCUCUACAACUACUCCACCCACCAACUCCAUGGAGUUUUUGAGGCUGCAAGUUUUGGAGGAACAAACAUUGAUCCGUCAGCCUGGGAAGACAAGAAAUGUCUUGGCGAAUCACGCUUCCCUGCUCAGGUGAGAGUUAUGACAAGGAAAAUCUGUGAGCCACUGGAAGAGGAUUCUUUCCGGCCAAUUCUUCACCAUUACGAUGGCCCUAAGUUCCGCCUUGAACUCAACAUACCAGAGGCCCUCUCUCUCUUGGACAUCUUUGAAGAACAAGACCCUUGA
This is a messenger RNA of Dovyalis caffra, 1242 nucleotides long. The record is from the annotation of a GenBank genome assembly. NCBI's taxonomy places the organism in Eukaryota, Viridiplantae, Streptophyta, Magnoliopsida, Malpighiales, Salicaceae.